AUGGUCGGGAAGCGUGACGAGCGCAAGAGGGUCAAGCCAGAGCAGUCCCAACAACAACAGCCCGCUACCUCCCGGCGCAGGGCCUGCGGCCUCAACGAUGCGGUACCUAGGUCCCCUCCCCCGGGCCUGAACUCCUCUCGGACCGAAAUAUUUCUCCAUAUCAAGGAGAAAGGCCUUCUCAAAGACCCCUACCCAAUGAGGAGUCCGCGCAAGCUCGCGGACCGCUCUAAAUACUGCCGUUUCCACCGGCAGCCCGGUCACGACACCGAGGAGUGUCGAGAAUUAAAAAGGCAAAUUGAGGAGCUCAUCCGCCGAGGGCACCUCGGCUCAUACCUUCGACCAGACAAGGAGCUCUCGCCACGCCCGGAGGGCCCCAUCGAGCGACACAUAGAUGUCAUAACCGGCGGCCCGACGUCCGGAGGGAGUUCCAUGGCGGGCAGAAGGGCAUACGCCAGGGCCUCCCGGGCUGAAGAUUCCAAACCUGAAAAAGGCCCCGAAGUCACCUUCCCGACUGACGGACCUGAACUAGCCGAGCAUGACGAUGCGUUGGUAAUAUCAGCCAGAAUCGCCAACGCGCAAGUGAGAAGGAUCAUGGUCGACACUGGAAGCUCGGCCGAUAUACUUUAUUGGGACGCCUUCCAAAAGCUCGGCCUGGUAAAGGAGAACAUGAAGCCGGUAUGCUCAACGCUCACGGGGUUCACCGGCGCCUCAAUCUCGUCACUAGGGGUCAUCACCCUGCCCCUAACUUUGGGAGCCUUCCCGAAGGCGAAAACUGUGAUGACCUCCUUUCUGGUGGUCGACCUCCCCACGGCAUACAACGCCAUCCUAGGACGGCCAACCCUCAACAAGACCCGAGCCGUCAUCUCAACUUACUAUCAAACCAUCAAGUUCCCGACUCACGAUGGGGUCGGGGAAGUGGCGGGGAACUCCUGGGAGUCCAGGCGCUGCUACUUGGCCGUUGUGUCAUUAAACAAGAGAGCAAGGAUCCAAUCCCCGCUGGAAGACCCCCGGGAGGGAAAAAAACCAACCCCCCGUCCCGAGCCGAAGGAAUCCACCAUCGACUUACCACUGGUCGAAGGAAGGCCCGAUCAAACAGUCAAAAUCGGGUCAGGACUCCCCGAACAAGAACAACGGCAGCUCGUCGGUCUUCUGCGAGCCAACGCCGACAUCUUCGCUUGGACGCCAGCCGACCUAGCGGGAGUCCACCCGGAAGUCGCGCUGCACCGCCUGAACAUCUCGUCCGACGCCCGCCCGGUGAAACAGAGGCCCAGGCGGCAGGCCCCGGAUCGGCAACUGGCCAUCCGAGAAGAAGUAAACCGGCUUCUGGCGGCCGGUUUCAUAGAAGAGGUAAGUCUCAACAAUGCUUGCCCAAAAGAUUGCUACCCCCUGCCGAAGAUCGACCAGCUGGUCGACGCCACGGUCGGCCACGCCCGACUCUCGUUUAUGGACGCCUUCUCCGGGUACAACCAGAUCAGGAUGGCACCCGAAGAUCAAGAACAUACAGCCUUCCUCACCGAGCAAGAGAUAUAUUUUUACAAAGUUAUGCCGUUCGGGUUGAAAAAUGCCGGGGCAACCUACCAGAGGACGGUGAACCAGAUGUUCGCCCACCAGAUCGGACGAAACAUGGAGGUGUACGUCGACGACAUGAUCGUAAAGAGCCGAACGGCGGAGGCUCAUCCUUCCGACCUGGCAGAAACAUUCGACACUCUGCGGAGGUUCGGCCUGCGCCUCAACCCCGCCAAAUGCGCCUUCGGCGUAACCUCGGGAAAAUUCCUCGGAUUCAUCAUACACGAGAGAGGGAUCGACGCCAACCCGGAAAAGAUACAGGCCAUCAUUGACAUGCGGCCUCCUCGGACGAUCAGAGACCUACAGCGCCUUAACGGGAGGCUAGUCGCUUUAUCGCGUUUCCUCUCCCGAUCGGGAGAUCGCUGCCACUCAUUCUUCCAGGCCCUGAAGGAUCCGAAGAACUUCCGAUGGACGGCGGAAUGCGAGAGGGCCUUCGAGCAGAUGAAGCUACACCUGGCCAGCCUCCCUCGACUCGCUUCGAUCUCCCCGGGGGAGAAGUUGGGCCUCUACCUUGCCGUCUCCCGGCACGCGGUCAGUUCGGUUCUAGUCAAAGAAAUCUCCGGCGAUCAACUGCCGGUCUACUACGUCAGCCACAUGCUGAGCGGGCCAGAAGAACGCUACCCGCCGAUCGAAAAGCUGGCGGUGGCGCUCGUCUUGUCGGCACGGAAGCUCCGCCCUUACUUCCAGGCCCACCCGAUAGAGGUAAUAACUGAUCAGCCGCUUCGGCUUGUUCUGUCCAAAUUCGACGUUGCAGGGCGUCUCCUCAAAUGGGCAGUGGAGCUCGGCGAGCAUGACAUACAGUACGUACCUCGGACCGCCAUCAAAGCCCAGUCCGUGGCAGACUUCAUUGCGGAGCUGAUCCCGAAUACAGGCGAAGAACUCGAGCCACCGCGUGACACGUGGACCCUCCACGUAGAUGGCUCGGCCAACGCAAAAGGCGCCAGCGCAGGGCUGGUACUGGUAACACCUGACGGCCGCUCGAUUGAGCGCUCCUUCCGCUUCGGGUUCAGGGCCACCAACAACGAGGCAGAAUACGAGGCUCUCUUGGCGGGGCUCCAGUUGGCACUAGAAAUGCGGGUGACCGACAUACGCGUCAUCACCGACUCACAGCUGGUGGCUAGGCAGCUCGACGGCGAAUACGAGGCCCGGGACCCGACUAUGGCGAAAUACCUAGCACAGGUAAGAAGCCUUACCGCCAGGUUCACCCAUUUUGAAUUGUCGAAUGUUCCCAGGCGCGAGAACCAGCGAGCCGACACCCUGGCUAAACUGGCGUCCGGCCCGGCUCCCUGGGCUCGGCCCGAGACCGAAGAACUCCCCCGCCGAGCCAUAGAGGUCGUCGCCACCGUCGCUCACGGCGCGCCGGCCACUUGGGUACAGGAGAUGUUACGCUUCAAGCAGGACGGGACCCUGCCCGACAAUACAACUACAGCUCGGCGCUUGCGUCGGACGCAGGCGUGGUACACCGAGGAAGGAGGACGGCUGUACAAGCGGUCCUUCUCGCGCCCCCUGUUGCGCUGCCUGGAGCCGAGCGAAGCCUGGACGGUUCUGUCCGAUAUGCACGAAGGGGCCUGUGGGGAACACAUAGGCGAACGAGCCCUGGCGCACAAGGUACUCCGACAGGGGUACUACUGGCCGACCAUGCGCCAGGACGCAAAAGCUCUCGUGCGGCGGUGCAGCUCAUGCCAGGAGCACGCCCGCACCGCCCGACGGCCGACGGUCCUAUUCACCCCCGUCGACUGUGCCUGGCCAUUUGCGCAAUGGGGACUGGACAUACUCGGGCCUCUCCCGCCCGCCUCCGGCCAGCGGAAGUACAUUAUCGUGGGAGUGGACUACUUUAUCAGAUGGGUCGAAGCCGAGCCCCUAGCAACCAUCACGGAGUCGCAAGUGGAAAGGUUCGUGUGGAGAAACAUCAUAACUCGUUUCGGCCUGCCCCAGUCCAUCGUCACCGACAAUGGACCUCAGUUCGCCGGCAGGAAAUUCUAG
Molecule: messenger RNA, 3549 nt
Organism: Musa acuminata subsp. malaccensis (wild Malaysian banana)
Lineage: Eukaryota; Viridiplantae; Streptophyta; Magnoliopsida; Zingiberales; Musaceae
Source: RefSeq, a predicted model, not a curated record